This is a messenger RNA of Astyanax mexicanus (Mexican tetra), 2861 nucleotides long. RefSeq names its product QRFP-like peptide receptor. The coding region runs from base 535 to 1833 and encodes 432 amino acids. Gene Ontology annotation, molecular function: peptide binding; G protein-coupled receptor activity. The record is from RefSeq and is a predicted model, not a curated record. Lineage: Eukaryota; Metazoa; Chordata; Actinopteri; Characiformes; Acestrorhamphidae. Gene Ontology annotation, cellular component: membrane. Gene Ontology annotation, biological process: neuropeptide signaling pathway. The transcript has a single exon.
AUCUAGAAACAUUAAAAACAGGGUACAGAGCAGCUAAAACUAACUAAAAUAGAGACAAACUGAAAAUGUACACAUGCGUGUUUUUUUUUUUAUUUUAUUGUACAGCAUCGGAAUUUACUUUACAUUAUAAAAGUUACUGUAUUUAUUAAAAAAUAAAAAAAUAGUUAAAAGAACCCUUUAUAGCUCCUGAUAUGUACUGAAGAGUGUACUGUGUGCAACCUGUCUGCAUCUCUCUAAUCAGUCUAUGCUGCAGGUUUAUAUGCAGAUUAAUCUCCAAAUAAACUUAUAUCUUCUAUGUUUCUUCUAUCUCAAUUUCUUGUAGGAAAUCUGGCUAAAUCAUGAAGAUUGAAUCAUGAAUCAUGAAGCUGACAUGAUUGAAUGCAUGUGAUGAAUGGAUUCACACGGACGAAAUUUGAUGUUGCAAAAAUCUGAAGCACCAGCUGCUGUGAGCUUCAACUCCACUUGGGGAUGCGCAGAGCAGAGGCUUGGAUUCAGUCCAUCUAGAAAACAGGUUUUAGCUUUUAAAACUUCAAGAUGAAUUUCUCAGAAUUCCACGUCUCAGACUUGCUGCUUCCUGCAAUGAACGGCUCGCUCUUCGAUGGAGGAACCGACAGCAUCGGCGGUGAUUUGCUCCUCCACCAAAACGGAGAACUGGAGAGACUCCUGCUGUUGACGAUCCGGGAGCCGACUACCAUCGCCCUCACAGUGAUGUACUCUGUGUCUUUCGUGGUGGGUUUCAUGGGCAACAUCAUGGCGAUCCGGAUGCUCACCAGCCAGAGGAGCAGGAGGGUCCAGAGCGUCAGUGCUACUCGGAGCUUGCUGAUCAACCUGGCUGUUUGCGACUUGAUGGUAGUCUGCAUCUGCAUGCCCAUAACCCUGGGUCACACCAUCUACACAGCCUGGGUCUACGGUGACCUUCUCUGCAGGGCGGUUCCCUUCAUCCAGGCUGUGUCCGUAUCAGCCAGCGUCCUCAGCCUGACGGUCAUCAGCGUCAACAGGUACUACAGCGUCCAUAGCCCGUUGAACGCUCGCUCCUACUUCACCCAAAAGAAGAUCUUCAUAACCAUCGGAGUAGUCUGGAUCCUAAGCUCAGGCAUUUGCGCCCCUCUCCUCUUCAUGGUCAAGCUGGACGAGAUCAACGUGAUCGACAUCACGGUGCCCAUCUGCAGAGAGCUCUGGCCACAUGCGAGACUCAAGCAGGUCUACAAUGUCCUCCUCUUCAUCAUGCUCUACUGCAUCCCAGUGGCCUUCAACCUGACCAUCAGCUUCCUCACUGGCCGGAAGCUCUGGAGGGCAUCGCAGAGCUUCGACAGCUUUGACCCUCACAGCCAGGUGGUGUACGCCUCGUGCCUGAAGAUGCGCAAGAAGAUCGCCAAGGUAGUCGUGACCCUGGUCCUGCUGUUCGCCAUCUCCUGGCUGCCUCUGUACGUGGCUGAUAUCCUGAUUGACCGAGAGAUCCACCCUCCACACUGGAUCCUGCAGACCCGGCCGUUCGCCCAGUGGCUCGGCCUCACCAACUCCAGCCUCAACCCCAUCUGCUACUGCUUCUUAGGAGACCUGCACCGCUCCGCCAAGGUGCUCAAGUCCAAGUACCACCAGCGGGUGGUGUCUCUGCUCAGGACUUCCAGCUCUAAAAAGCUGCCAAGGCUGCUCUCUUUCAAGCGGCAGUCAUCCUCCAGCCAGAGGCACGGUCCCAGGAUUCAGGUAUCUGAGGAGACACUCUCGGACUGGUGCUCCCACACCAGCAUUGGGGACUCUAACCAGAUGCUUUCUCUGAAAAGCCUGUCAGAGAGAGCAAGCUCCAGGAGCACCCCCGACCUAACUGGACUGUAGAUGUAGAUGUGAGGUGAACUUAGCCAUUAGCUGUGGGCUUGGGGACAGUGUACAGCUGCAGAGUACAGCUAAAGUUAUGUGUUGCUGCUCUUCUUGCUCUCCUGCAUCCACAGUAUCAUGAAAGUUUCAUGAGGGCAUGAAAUUUAAGUGGACGUGGUCAUCAACUUGAAAAACUGGGCUCUAACAUAAGCAUAGUAAUCAGCCAAGGGCUAAUUUAUGCUUCUGCGUCAAAUCGUCGUAGCCUGCAGUAUGUGUAGCCAAAUAUUCUAGGUCUUUCCAUGUGCUGUACCCUAAUGUGCAUUCCCCCAAAUCAUCAAAUCUACGUGCAUUUCCUAAUUUUUUUCUCUGGUGGUGAACAAGCAAAGAAAAUUCACACUGUUUCUGCUUAUUUGGUUCAAUGGCUAUGCAGCACAAUGUCGCAGAUGCAACAAGAGAUGCACCACUUUGAUAUUGAGAUUUAAUAACAGACUAAGCAUCAAUAUAUAUAUGAAUAAUUGAUUUGACAAUGUCUUUAAAUUAAAAAUACUAAAAUGGUCACAGGUUUGAAUCCAGAGUCAUGCUGCUUGGCAUCAGCAGCCAGAGUCCAAGAUAGAACAAUUGGCGAUAUUCCCUCUGGGUGGGAAGACGGUAUUCUCUGUCCUUACAUAGUGUUAAAAGCUGGUCAGCACAGACAUCUGGGUUUCUGCACUUUUCUCUGAGUGCACUGUAUCAGCAGCAGUUGGAAAAGAAGAAGAGUCAGUCUUCACAUGUAUCGGAGGAGGCAUGCACUAGUCUUCACUUUCCUAGUGAUAGGGGAAGGUUUAACAGACCAAGCGCCAAUAUAUAGUGGACUGCUCCAUUCCAGCCAGGAACUAUUGCUAUUUGUGUUAGCACUGCAAUUCAAGCAUGUUCAGCGUAACUCUUGGCAUUAACUAUUACCCAGCUAUCCUAGAUGUUGUGUAUCACAUUUGUAGGUUUAGUAAUGAGCAUAAACACACAUCUACACAUAUCAAAGCAAACAGACUUACACUAUGUAACCAGCAGUGUUC